This is a messenger RNA of Marmota monax (woodchuck), 2193 nucleotides long. Its product is annotated as keratin-associated protein 10-7-like. The record is from RefSeq and is a predicted model, not a curated record. The coding region runs from base 161 to 1897 and encodes 578 amino acids. Gene Ontology annotation, cellular component: keratin filament. The transcript is spliced from 2 exons. Lineage: Eukaryota; Metazoa; Chordata; Mammalia; Rodentia; Sciuridae.
ACGCUGGCCCGGGCACGCAGAGACGCAGCCUGGCGCCAGGCCACAGCAGGAACAGGAAGGCUUCCCCCAGCCUGGCCAGGGGACAAACAGCAGGGGUAUAAAGGAGGGAGGCCAUGGCCACUCACACACUCACCCACCCACCCCCUCCAGCACACCCACCAUGGCUGCCUCCACCAUGUCCGUCUGCUCCAGCGACCUGAGCUAUGGCAGCCGCGUCUGCCAGCCCGGCUCCUGGGAUUCCUGCCCCGACUGCUCCUGGCAGGUGGACGACUGCCCAGAGAGCUGCUGCCAGCCCCCCUGCUGCGCCCCCAGCUGCUGCCAGCCCAGCUGCUGCGCCCCAGCCCCCCGCCUGACCCUCCUCUGCACCCCAGUGAGCUGUGUGUCCAGCCCCUGCUGCCAAUCACUCUGCACCAGCUCCUGCACCCCCUCCUGCUGCCAGCAGUCUAGCUGCCAGUCUGACUGCUCCAGCUGCUCCCCCUGCCAGCCGUCCUGCUGUGUGUCCCUCUGCUGCAAGCCCGUGUGCUGCAAGCCUGUGUGCUGUGUGCCCAUCUGCUCUGAGGCUUCCUCCUCCUGCUGCCAGCAGUCUAGCUGUGAGCCCUCUUGCUGCUCCUCUUCCCCCUGCCAGCCGUCCUGCUGUGAGCCCUCUUGCUGCUCCUCUUCCCCCUGCCAGCCGUCCUGCUGUGUGUCCCUCUGCUGCAAGCCCGUGUGCUGUGUGCCCGUCUGCUCUGGAGCCUCCUCCUCCUGCUGCCAGCAGUCUAGCUGCCAGUCUGACUGCUGCAGCUCCUCCCCCUGCCAGCCGUCCUGCUGCGUGCCCGUCUGCUGCAAGCCCGUCUGCUACUACAGACCCUCCUCCUGCGUGUCCCUGCUCUGCAGCCCCGUGUGCAGGCCCGCCUGCUGCGUGCCCGCCUCCUCCUGCUGUGCCUCCUCCUGCCAGCCCAGCUGCUGCCGCCCGGCCUCCUGCGUGUCCCUGCUCUGCCGCCCCACCUGCUCCCGCCCGGCCUGCUGUGGUGUCUCCUUGGGCCAGAGGUCCUCACACCCACCCACCCCCUCCAGCACACCCACCAUGGCCGCCUCCACCAUGUCCGUCUGCUCCAGCGACCUGAGCUAUGGCAGCCGCGUCUGCCAGCCCGGCUCCUGGGAUUCCUGCCCCGACUGCUCCUGGCAGGUGGACGACUGCCCAGAGAGCUGCUGCGAGCCCCCCUGCUGCGCCCCCAGCUGCUGCCAGCCCAGCUGCUGCGCCCCAGCCCCCCGCCUGUCCCUCCUCUGCACCCCAGUGAGCUGUGUGUCCAGCCCCUGCUGCCAAUCAGUCUGCACCAGCUCCUGCACCCCCUCCUGCUGCCAGCAGUCUAGCUGCCAGUCUGAUUGCUGCAGCUGCUCCCCCUGCCAGCCGUCCUGCUGUGUGUCCCUCUGCUGCAAGCCCGUCUGCUGCAAGCCUGUGUGCUGUGUGCCUGUCUGCUCUGGAGCCUCCUCCUCCUGCUGCCAGCAGUCUAGCUGUGAGCCCUCUUGCUGCUCAUCCUCCCCCUGCCAGCCGUCCUGCGGUGUGUCCCUCUGCUGCAAGCCCGUGUGCUGUGUGCCCGUCUGCUCUGGAGCCUCCUCCUCCUGCUGCCAGCAGUCUAGCUGCCAGUCUGACUGCUGCAGCUCCUCCCCCUGCCAGCCGUCCUGCUGCGUGCCCGUCUGCUGCAAGCCCGUCUGCUGCUACAGACCCUCCUCCUGCGUGUCCCUGCUCUGCCGCCCCGUGUGCAGGCCCGCCUGCUGCGUGCCCGUCUCCUCCUGCUGUGCCUCCUCCUGCCAGCCCAGCUGCUGCCGCCCGGCCUCCUGCGUGUCCCUGCUCUGCCGCCCCACCUGCUCCCGCCCGGCCUGCUGUGGUGUCUCCUUGGGCCAGAGGUCCUGCUGCUGACCAGCCGUGUCCCCAGGCCAGUGGGCUCAGGUCCCUCCUCCCCACCCCCGGGUGUCCUGACCCCAGCCUGCAGGAGCUCACACAGUAGGACCAGCUCCUGCCCUUCCUCCCCCGUCCAGCCCAAGUCUGAGGCCUCAGCCCUCCCUGGCUGCUCUCCGGCCCCACCCAUGGGAGAGCUGGCUGCUGCACCCCACUUCCUGCUCCAGGCCACCACCCUCCCCAGUCGGGACUGGGUCCUCCUGACCCUGCUCUUGUCCCCAGAAGUGCCACUCUCUGAACAUCAAUAAAGCCUGUGC